UAAGGACAGAAAGCUGAAUUAGCAUUUUGGUACUGAACAAGGAAGGAGGAAACAUUUGCCCCUUUGCCAUCAGAACUUUUAUUAUGACAUUCCACAUUUCCCUUAUCAUCCUGCUCUUUGGCGUGGGCCACUCCUCAUUUUCAAAUCCCAUGUUGUUAGUGGAGCAGCAGCUGUUCCAGUACAUAGAUGACCAUCAAGAUGAAUUUGUUCAGAAACUUGCAGAAUGGGUGGCUGUGGAGAGCGAUUCCUUACAGCCACGACUAAGAGCAAAAGUUACAGAAAUGAUUAAGACAGCUGCAGUCAGUCUCCGCUGCUUAGGCGCUGAUGUGACACUCAACGAUACGGGCAUUCAACAGCUUCCAGAUGGCCAGAACAUUUCAUUACCUCCUGUCAUUCUAGCAAAGCUUGGGGAAGACCCACUAAAACCCACUGUGUGUUUUUAUGGACAUGUGGAUGUGAUGCCUGCCAAAAUUCAGGAUGGAUGGAAAACUCCUCCCUUCACUUUGACUGAAAUUGAUGGAAACCUUUAUGGCCGUGGAGCAACAGAUAACAAAGGUCCUGUCCUUGCCUGGAUAAAUGCAGUGAGCACAUUCAAAGCAUUAAACAUAGAUUUACCAGUCAACAUCAAGUUUCUUAUUGAAGGCAUGGAAGAAGCACAGUCCAUUGGACUAGAAGGCUUACUUGAAAAAGAAAACCAACGAUUUUUCUCCAGUGUUGACUAUAUUGUGAUUUCAGAUAAUACCUGGCUCACCACGAAAAAGCCAGCUCUCACGUAUGGAACUCGGGGAAAUGCCUGCUUCUCUAUUGAGGUAGAAGGUGGUGAAAAAGAUCUUCAUUCCGGAGGUGUAGGUGGCAUCAUCCAUGAACCCAUGUCUGAUCUGAUAGCCCUGCUUGACAGUCUUGUGAAUUCAUCCGGCCACAUUCUGAUUCCUGGAAUCUAUGAUGAUGUUGCUCCACUUACGGAAGAGGAGAAGCAGCUGUAUGAGCCAAUAGAAUUUGACUUGAAGGAAUACAAAACUAAUAUUGGUGUAAAGAAAUUUCUCUAUGAUACCAAGGAGGAAAUCCUCUUACACUUGUGGCGCUUCCCAUCUCUCUCUAUUCAUGGGAUAGAAGGAGCUUUUUAUGAACCCGGGAUCAAAACAGUUAUCCCAUCAAGAGUCACAGGGAAAUUUUCCAUCCGGCAAGUCCCUCAUAUGGCCCUUUCUACAGUGGAAUGUCAGGUAAAAAAGUAUUUAGAAGAUGUAUUCUCUGAACGAAAAAGCCCAAACAAGCUGACAGUGACUAUGCAAAUGGGUGCGUCACCGUGGGUUGCUAAUAUUAGAGACCCUCAGUUUGAAGCUGCUAAAAAGGCAAUCAAAAAAGUUUUUAAGCAGGAUCCAGAUAUGAUCCGGGAUGGAGCAACAAUUCCAAUUGCUAGGAUGUUUCAGAAAAUUACAAAGAAGAGCGUGAUGAUGUUUCCAAUUGGAGCAGUGGAUGAUGGAGAGCACUCCCAGAAAGAGAAAAUAAGCAGAUCCAACUACAUUAAUGGAACAAAGGUAUUUGCCUCCUUUUUACUCGAGAUCUCAAAGCUCCAUGGGGAAUUAAAAUUGGAAGCCUCCAAGUUGAAGAUUGAGACAUGAUCGCCCAUGAAGCAAAUUAUACCUAUCGGUUUUCUAUUUCUCCUUUGUACUUCUCUUCCAAAGAAAUAUGUAUUAAAUCCCUGAAGUUCAUAUCCUGAACUGACUGACAGUUAUGCUACACUCCAACAUAUUCUAGUUUUGAAUGCAUUUGGUUUCUUAAACUUGUGUACUUCAGUCAUUCCCAUAUAUACUAUUCCACUUGUGGAACACGGACGUACAUUCAUUCAGAUGGGUUGUUUGCUGAUAAAAUGAACAUGUGCCAUGUUGUUUCCAUUGUUACUCAAUUCCUAUGUCUGUUGUGGUCCUCAGCAUAAUAUGCUUUAUCUUCCUUUUCAGUUCUUGUGAGUUUAGCACCAUGACAAGGAAAAAUUAUAUACUCAGACUACUAUUUUCCCUUCACAUUUCUCUAUAAUUUUACUGGUACAAUACCCCAGGAGAUUCUAGCUCUAAUGUUACUUUCUAUCCAUUGCAAACUUCUU
This is a messenger RNA of Elgaria multicarinata webbii, 2098 nucleotides long. It is a transcript of the gene CNDP1, whose product is annotated as carnosine dipeptidase 1. Gene Ontology annotation, cellular component: cytosol. Gene Ontology annotation, molecular function: metallodipeptidase activity. The transcript is spliced from 12 exons. NCBI's taxonomy places the organism in Eukaryota, Metazoa, Chordata, Lepidosauria, Squamata, Anguidae. The record is from RefSeq and is a predicted model, not a curated record. Gene Ontology annotation, biological process: proteolysis. The coding region runs from base 84 to 1619 and encodes 511 amino acids.